Oreochromis aureus is the source of this 6771-nucleotide messenger RNA. It is a transcript of the gene flrt1b, whose product is annotated as fibronectin leucine rich transmembrane protein 1b. The transcript has 3 exons. The record is from RefSeq and is a predicted model, not a curated record. Gene Ontology annotation, molecular function: protein binding. Bases 1212 to 3413 code for a protein of 733 amino acids. NCBI's taxonomy places the organism in Eukaryota, Metazoa, Chordata, Actinopteri, Cichliformes, Cichlidae.
AGCUUUACAGAGACUCAGACUGAGACAGCACCCAGGAUAAUUUACUGAGGAUUACGGCACAUUUGAUCUUUUCUUAACACGAGGAGGGGAACACAAAGCUCAUUUAGAGGUCGGCGCUCACUAACACUCAGCCAGCUGUCCUGCUGAAGUCGACACCAGUGAAGUCUACCUUCAGGAUACAAAGGCUGUCCAUUUCCACCAACUCUUCACACUGAGCCAGCCCAUCACAGCACUCCUUAAAGCGGAAGGUAUACAAUACACGCUGUCAUCUGGCUUUGCUGAAGAUGAUCUGUGUGAACUGAGAAGGAAGCGAUCAAACAUUUAACAGAGGAGAGAGUGCUUGAAACUGAGGGAGAAGGAGAAAGGAGCUUUUCCCUUGAAUCCUGCUCAUAUAGUCGGUACUCUGUAUGAGGCCAGCCUGUCCAUCACUGCCUUAAAAAGUGCUCAUUACUAUCACUGAACCGUGAAGUGCAUGUUGUAAUAAUUGUUAUAGUACAGCUCUAAUAACAGAUCAAGGACACUUUGUUGGAUUUUUCUGAGCUGUGAAAAGCGUACUUAUUCUCAUUUUGCUCGCGCCGAUCAUCUAUUAAAACCACUACCUGUCUAUUUGAAGCAAGUGCCGCACGGUACAGUACUAUUUUUGCAUGACCCACUGCCUGCAUGAGUAACCAGGGUCGCUUUUGACUUCGAAGAAGGACCCUUGAGCCUGCAACCAUCUUCUGACUGUCUGCCCAACUGUAGCAUUUGAGUGUGGGGGGGGCUGUUUCAGAAUUAGGCCUCUGGACACUUGCUGAAGAUGACUUGAGUUGGCAGGCCUAAAAGCCCCUUACCAAGAGAGAGAGAAUUUGACAGCAGGACACACACACACAAACACACACACACACACACAAAGAAGACACAAAUGUGGAUGCCGAGGCGGCUUUGAGCCAUGCUGGUGUUGCUACUUGUGGAGCCCUGGAGUACAGGCUAUCAUCAUCCCUAUCAUCAUUCACCCAAGCUGAGGAAGAUUCAACGGCCCGAAGGAAAGAGGCUACACUUCUGAACGAUUCGAAAGAGACUGUGAAAUUGUGCUAACACGCAGAGAUCCACAGCAACAUCCUCAAUAACCCAUAUAAACACUAAUACUCCCCUCCACAAAUCCUUGAUAGAGAAAAAACAAGGCUGCGGCGGGCGUGAAAGGCACAGACACUGAACAGGAGCUGUGCGCCACCAUGGCAGCUGAGAGUGUGGCAGAACUCCGCGAUUGGCUCUUCCUGCUCCUCCUGUGCCUCACCUUAUUGGCUGAGGUGCUGGAACUGGCGGCAGCGGCAAUUGCCAUGGAGACGGGAGAGGGAGACGAGGGCAUAGUUUGCCCCUCGGUGUGCCGCUGCGACGAGGGUUUUGUCUACUGCAAUGACCGUGGCCUCAGCAUUAUUCCUCCGCUGCCAUUAAUGGCUGCCAUCCUGUACUUACAGAGCAACCGGCUGAGUAACGCUGGGCUGCCGCCGUCGCUGGAACGCAGCACUUCCAUACGAGUGAUUUACCUGUAUGCCAACCAGUUGGAUGAAUUUCCUAUACACCUCCCGCCUUCAUUACGGGAGCUCCAUUUGCAGGAUAAUAAUAUACGAACGUUACCGCGGUCGGCUCUUGCCAAGUUACCAUUACUAGAACGUUUACACCUGGAUGAUAACUCCAUAUCCACAGUUAGCAUCCAGGACCGAGCCUUUUCUGGGACCCCACGGCUUCGACUGCUGUUUUUGUCUCGGAACCAUCUGUCAAGCAUCCCCGCAGGCCUGCCAACAUCCUUGGAAGAGUUGCGACUGGAUGACAACAGAAUCAGCACCAUCCCCACUCAUGCCUUCCGUGGGCUCUCCUCCCUGAGACGCUUGGUCCUGGAUGGGAACCUGCUGGCCAACACACGCAUAGCAGAUGACACCUUUUCCCGUCUUUCCAACCUGACUGAGCUUUCACUGGUCAGGAACGCUCUGCAGUCUCCACCUGCCAACCUGCCUUCAGCUCACCUUGUGCGACUCCAUUUGCAAGACAACGGAAUGACCCACAUCUCAAGGGGGGCGCUAGAUGGGAUGCGGCGGCUGCAGAGGCUGGACCUGUCGGGGAAUAAUCUGACCACUCUGCCCCGGGGACUUUUUAAGGACACAGAAAGCCUGGAGCUGCUACUGCUGCGAGGAAACCCCUGGUACUGCGGCUGCAACCUUCGCUGGCUCCAUGCCUGGCUGCACGGUCGGGGGGCGGCGGUUUCAGUUAGGAGUCUAACCUGUCAGGGGCCUGAGCCUGUAAGGGGUCAGGCCCUUAGAGACCUAACUUCUCUGAUGGAGCAGUGUGAAGGUCCCCCUGCUGUUCCUAAUACUGGAAUAGGGAUGAACCCAGCAGACAAAGAUGGAGGAGGUGAAGAUGGUGUUGGAGGGGGUCAAGGAGUGGCUUCAGUCCCCCAUGGCAGCACCACCACUACCUCUCUGCUCAUCCCCACACAGGGUUCUCUUUUCACCCUGCGAGCUAAGCGGCCAGGCCUAGUUAUGCCUUUGCCCCCAGGUGAAGGAGGGCACGUCUCUGGAGAGGCCCUGGAGCUGACUGUAAAACCUCUCUCUUCAGACAGCGUGCUGGUGAGUUGGCUUUGUCCAGAGCCGGUGCCCUCCUUCCGCCUGUCGUGGCUGAGGCUGGGCAGCAGUGCAGCUCUCGGUUCAAUAACAGAGACUUUGGUUCCUGGAGAAAGGAGGCAGUAUCUUCUAACACAGCUCACCCCACGCUCCCAUUACCUCAUCUGCCUGCUGCCAUUACGACAGGAAACUUCCUUUGGGAGCUCCAGCAUGGUUUCGUCUCGAGCUGUCAGCACGGACACGGACAGUAAAGACUCAGCCCCGGCCUGUGCACAGAUAGAGACUGGAGAUGCUCUGGCACACUCAGGAGAAGAGGGCUCAGAUAAAAAGGGACGAGACUCAGAUUUAACAGCCCUGCCACUGGCUGGGAUUAUUGGGGGUGCCACAGCAUUAGUGAGCCUUCUGUUAAUCUUUGGCAUCUUCUGCUGGUAUGGACAGAGAUCAGGUUACAUAUCCGGGGACUCGGGCUCAUACAGCAGGGGCCGGGGAGGAAAACAUUAUGAUGACUAUGUAGAGUCAGGCACCAAGAAAGACACUUCCAUCUUAGAGAUCAGGGCCCCUCCUGCAGGGUUUCAGAUGACAGCUAUGGCCCAUCAGCCUGUUCAGCCUAAGCUGGAGGAUGUCACCUACAUCCACACCAUUUUCCCCUCCUCCUCCUCCUCUUCCUCCCAAGCUAACGGGACCUACCGGAGCAGUCACGGAGCUGGCAGCCUAAAUGGCACCAUCCUCAGCCAAACCAGCCACCAUCGUGUUACAUAUGGCACCAACCGUGGCUACAGAGAGGGUGGCAUCCCUGACAUAGAUUAUGCCUACACGUGAUGAUACAGGGACGCAUUCCCUGAGCCACGAAAGCCCUGUUGGCUAGUGGUUAUUUUGUCCUUGGUUUCCAAAGUACCCUCUGUGCCUCUGCUGGUUCAAUUCUGAUUGGUUUGUUGAGUAGAGAAUUUCUGCUAUGUUAAUUGGACAAUUGCUAGAGUGACAGAAGUGUAAGUCCUACUAUACUCUUCUACUGUAUAAAUACAAUUUAUAGUAGGCCCUUCUUUCAGCGCUUCUUAUAAAUGGUUACAGUUUCUCUUUUGGAUAUCUCAGUGUCUUUCAAACCUACUGUUCUUCUCAGCUAAUAAUAAUACACAGUAAAUUAUUUGAGGUUGAUAUACUAGGCUUAGCUGAUUUAGAAGGAGAUAUAUUUAUAAUAUGGGGAAAAGGCACUUGAUGUGUAUAGAGAUAGGUCUCAAAUCUUCCAACCAACUGUAAGCUUUGUGCUGUAUAGAUAAAAGGGAUGACAGAGGAAGAAAUGGUUGUUAUAACCCACAGAUGACAAUACAUCAUGGUUGACAUGAAAAGAUGUGUUCCAAGCCCCUUCCUUUCCUCUGGUUUACUCCCCUCCUUUUUAAUUUUUUCCUCCUUUCUGCCUCUUUUUUUUUUUUCUUCAGCUGAGGCUCUUUCCUUUUAUUUCUCUUGUGUCUUUUGUGGUGCUGUGAGCAGAGGACGACUUUGUUCUCGCCAAGGGAGCUGACAGCAGUGAUAACAGUUCUGACAGAGACGAGAGACACAAACCACAGCACGAGGAGACUAAUGAGAGUGAGAGAGAGAGCAUGUGUUUGGGCGGGGGGUGAUGGAUAGAUGGAUGGAUGGAUGGAUGGAUGGAUGGAUGGAUGGAUGGAUGGAUGGAUGGAUGGAGAAAACAUCAAAGGAGAUGAGAAAAAAAGAGAGGGUGCGGAGCUGUGUUGGGGGGGAUGUAGACGCAGAGAGAGGUGUGUUGGCUUCAGGCAGAGAGCGACGACAGAAAAGGGGAGCUAAGUGGAAAAAAGGGCGUGUGACAAAUGCAGCAGCAGGAGGUAAAAAAGCACACAAAGGGAAAAAAAAGAUGGGGGAUCAAGAAGGGAGUGGGUGGUUAAAGAAGAGGGUUGACAACUGGAAUAAUGUGACAUCAUAGUCCAAAAAAAAAAAAAAAAAAAAGAAUGAAGUUUUUGCCCACAGUGUACCCACUGCACUCAGCACAUGCCGAGUGAUAACAGAGUGCAUGCUUCCUUCAAGGACUGUUUUCAGGUGCCUGUGAUCAUUGAAAUUCAAAGAUGAAUUUAACAUUUCUUGGUAGUUACCUUUCACCUCGUGUAUCUUUUUUUUUUUAAUAAACAGAACAUUUCAGGAUUUUAAAAACAUCGGUAGGACAACAACAAGGACAAGAAGCACGGCGAGACAAUCUGAGUAAAAAAUACAGUGAUUGCCAAGACCACAGGACAACAGACAAGCCUGAGAAGAACGACUAUUAUUGUAAAAAAAAAAAAAAAAAAGGAGAAAAAAAAACUUCAUCUUGGAAUUUCAGCACUGCAUGUACCCAGUUUUUAUUGUGGUCUGGUGUCAUUAUUAAAUUAUCUUUGCAAAUGAAGUGAAAGAAUCCUAAUCACACAUCUUAUUAUAGUAACCCAUUAUCUUCUAGAGGAUGGCUAAACCUUCUUAAUUAAAAAUAAGUUUUAGCAGCUGACACUUUUUUUGGUGGAAGUUGGAACGGCACUGGUCUGAUUACGCUUUGUUAAAAUCCACUCUUAACAAAUCAAUUCGACAACAGCGGAGAAAAAAUAUUUUUCUUGGUGUUUUUUUAAAAAGAGAGUAGAAAGAUUUGUAUAUAAAGAAAUCUAUUAGUGUCUUACAAUAUAUUGAUUGACUACAGCAAAAAUACCAGACAGGAAUUAGGAAUCAGUUAAAAACACCUGGCCAAACUGUAAAACUCCCAAUAUUAAAAAUUCCAAUAUUUUAUCCCUCUGUGUAAACAAAUGCCAAAUGUUUCCCUGUUGCAGCUUCCCAAUUUUAAGUAUUUGCAGUUUUUCUCAGUCUUAUUACUCAGUAAAUUGAAAAUCUUUAUCUCUUUUUACUGUUAGUUAAAUGAACCAAGCAGUUCAAAGACAUUACCCCAGGGUGCAGGAAUCUAAGACAGACGUUUUUCCACAAUUGCCUCACGCUGUAUGGACCAGAUGAUUCAAGUGGACCUAUUCUGCUCAUUUCCAGCCUCAUAUUUUUAUUCUUCGAGCACUAGAGUUGCUUUGCAUGAAUUACAAUCCAAAAUUACCGUCAUUUAUCUUGGUGCAGCCCCUCAGUUCACCCACUGUCUGAGACGAGCCACUUCAGCUCCCUUUCCUGUGCCCCUCAGAGGGUUUGAACAGCAGACUGGUGGGAGUGCUGUGCUCACAACUAGAGCUGUGUGCCUGUGAUGACCAUAUUAUAGAGAUCACCUCUUUUUUGACACGAACAGAUCGAAGAGUAGAAAAAAAAAUAACAGAGCAAUUUGAAGUUGCUGUUAUUUUUUUUUUUUUAAAGGCCCAUGUUUGAAAUGAUAGACAGAAAAUAGGGAAGUGCAUAAUAGGUCCUCUUUAAUCAGUUAAUUUAAAUCAACAAUGCAAUUGUGGCCUUUUCUCUUACACUCUCAUAUACAAAGGCAAUUUAUUUACUUGUAUUAUAAAAAAGAUUAGCUGAAUUGGAAAAACUAAAAAUACUACUAUAAUCACACCUGAUCUAGUGCAUUCCGGGAGGUGAAACGUAUAAGUUGACUCAGGUCGUGUGGUUUUAUAGGCCUUAGCACAGCAUAGACACUAUGUUCUGGUGACUGGGAUCACAGCCUGACCGCUACACUGUGCAAUUCAACUCAAAGACAACCACAGGGAAACGAGCGACCCCCUGCUUUCUGACCGCCUCUCACUGACCACGCUAAUGUACUUUAAGGGAGGAGGAACAUCAAAGAAGACGCUAAUAAAAUACAGCCAGAGAUUAACAGGAAGAGGAAGAGGAGAAGGUAGAGAGAGAAAAAUAAAGGGGGAGAGUGGGGAGGGGUGAUUUAGAUAGAGCCUGUAAGUGUUGAAACCCAAGUCUUACUUUGAGUAGCUCUCUUUCUCUUUUUCAACCUGUGUUACAGUGUACCAGUAAUAUUGGAAGAGCUCCGGUGUGGGUUUUUUAGGUUGAUUUUUUUUUUGCAUUUGUUUUAUAAUUUUUUUAAUUUUUUUAAGAGCACUGAAGCUUCCUUUCAUUCUGUGUAGAGAUCCUUUUCCUUUAAAAGUGUCACCCUCAGAUGUGUUAAUGAAAACACUCUUAUGUAUAAACAUAAAAAAAGGGUGCAAAACGCUAUUCCAUUUAUUGGUCUGUCGUCUUUUUUUCUACGCAGAUGAAUAAAGACUUCUAAAAGGAA